AUGAUCCGCAAACAAAUAGUUGGCAACCAAUGAAACCGUUAAAUAUUAUGAGAGAAGUCUCAAACGCGGCUGUAAUUAACAAUACUAUUGUUGUUUGCGGCGGUUAUGUCUCUAAAUCGGACGAAUAUUUAAAUAGUUGCGAACAUUAUUCUAUAGAAACUAAUGACUGGUAUUUUGGUUCAAAUUUAAGCGAAAAUAAGACAGAUUUGGCACUUGUUGUACACAAUGGACUUGUGUUGUAUGCUAUAGGAGGCUAUCAUCCGACUACUGGUGCCAUGAAUACAGUGGAAAGGUAUGAUUUGGUUAGUCGACAGUGGAAACCGAUGGCCAGUAUGCAUACUAAGAGAUAUUCAAUGGGUUGUACAGUAUUUAUGGACAAAAUAUAUGUUUGCGGCGGCGGUGGCGGUGGCGGUCAUAAUACAUGUGAAACAUACGAUCCCAUUGCUAACCAAUGGACACCAAUUGGUUCAAUGAUUGAAAAGCGCAUUGAAUUUCGUCUAGUUGUCCAUGGUGAUAAUCAAUUAUUAUAUGCACUAGGUGGUUUUCCAUAUUUAAAUUCAAUUGAAUUAUAUGAUUAUCGUAGCAAUCAAUGGCAUACAAGUAGCCAAACAUUACCGUAUGAAUUGUUUGCAUUUGGGGCAACAACACUAUAUUAUUAG
Molecule: messenger RNA, 659 nt
Organism: Oppia nitens
Lineage: Eukaryota; Metazoa; Arthropoda; Arachnida; Sarcoptiformes; Oppiidae
Product: kelch-like protein 20
Exons: 7
Coding region: 30-659 (209 amino acids)
Molecular function (GO): protein binding
Source: RefSeq, a predicted model, not a curated record